Cololabis saira (Pacific saury) is the source of this 2481-nucleotide messenger RNA. Its product is annotated as N-acetyllactosaminide beta-1,3-N-acetylglucosaminyltransferase 2-like. The transcript has a single exon. Gene Ontology annotation, molecular function: hexosyltransferase activity. Bases 1 to 1425 code for a protein of 474 amino acids. The record is from RefSeq and is a predicted model, not a curated record. NCBI's taxonomy places the organism in Eukaryota, Metazoa, Chordata, Actinopteri, Beloniformes, Belonidae. Gene Ontology annotation, cellular component: membrane.
AUGGCGCUGCGUUGCUGUCGCUCCCGUUGCUGUCGCUCCCGUUGCGUGCUGAUCUGUGUGUGCACUCCCUGCCUCUCCGUGGCCCUGAUGUUCGUCUACGUCUCUGUCAGGCUCAACAUGAUCAUGAAAGAUGGCUCUCUGCUCAGAACAACCCCCGCUCCCGCUCCCGCUCCCAAACAUAUUCAUUUCGUGGCCACGGGGACUUCACGUGAUGGCAAUUUUGCUGCAGUCCCUCAUCAUUUCUGGAGGAACCCCAGUAGCGCCAUCUGGAAUCAGCUCCAACUGGCCGUUGACUACCAUUUCAACCCCGUCCUGAACCCCAUCAGAGCCAAGGACGCAUCAGAGAGAACCAGCUUUGGUGAUUCACUACUGAAUCAAAGUUUCUCUGAGGUAACCAUGACGGGGCGUGACAGAAACAUCUUUGAGCAGCUACCGGAGCACCUGCAGGAGUAUGUCACCUACAUGAAAAGCAGGAGCUACCCCACCCUCAUCCAGCCACACGGAUUAUGUGGAGCUCAGGCUGAGGAUGAGACCGAACCCCCUCUGAUUCUGUUCGCCAUCAAAACCACAGCAUCCAACUAUGAGAACCGACAAGCCAUUCGAAAGUCCUGGGGUCAAGUGGGAUGGGUGGGGGGACAGAAGAGCAACAGCAGCGGUGGAGAAGCCUACGGAGGAUACGUCCGCAGGGUGUUUCUGCUCGGCCAAGAAACCACAGAAGACCUGAGAGGGGACGUAUCGGAUUUACUAAGAGUCGAGAGUCAGCACCACGGAGACAUUCUGCAUUGGGACUUUAAAGACACCUUUUUCAACCUCACCUUAAAGGAUGUGCUCUUCUGGAGAUGGUUCUCACGCCACUGUGACUCUCACUUCGUCUUUAAGGGAGAUGACGAUGUCUUUGUCAACACCCCAAAGCUGGUCGGCUACCUCCACGACCUGCUGCAGGAGCCGGACGCCCACAACACCAUGAGAGACUUCAUGAUAGGACAUGUCAUAGAAGCUGCCGUGCCCAGCCGAGUCCGCACCUCAAAGUACUUCAUCCCAGACCACUUCUACAAGGGUCUCUAUCCCUUAUACCUGGGCGGGGGAGGGGUGGUGUACUCGGGUCUGCUGGCCAAACGCCUGCACGACGUGUCCAAAACCGUUCACCUGUUCCCCAUCGAUGACGUCUAUGUGGGGAUGUGCAUGUUUCGGCUCGAUGCCUUCCCCGUGCACCACCCCGCCUUCCUGACGUUUGACUUCUCCCAGGAGGAAGCGGCAGAGCCGUGUUCGUACCACACCAUCUUCCUGGUCCACAAGCGCAGCCCCAAACAAAUGGCCGACCUGUGGGCCGACCUGAAGAACACGUCGACUCAAUGUGGACAUGUGUCUCUGAGGACAGACCCCAAGACUCUGGAAGGAGAAAAAAGGAAAAACUUUAAAGUGUAAUAGGGCUUGGUCGUCUUGACGUCAUCACCUGGCGGAGCCGCCAUAUUGGAAGCUAACUUAGCUGCUCUUCGGACCACUGCGCACUGUGUACAGACGUGCUCCCUCUUCGUUUUGUCUUAGCCUACUUGUAAUCUUUACUCUCCGUUAUCCUUUAAACCAUGGUAUUCCGUUGCUCUGUUGUGGGGUGCAGCAGCUCCACACACAAGAGACGUGGGGAAAAGAUCGCUAAUGGUUUAACUUUUCACCGCUUUCCUGCCUGGAGGCAGAACCACGGAGAAGUAUCUGAGAUAACAGAGUAAAAGAGUCAUCGGCUCGCUUGGAUCGCGGCUGUAACGACCAAACAUAACCUUCCUCAGUAUAUCACAAACAAACACUCACACAAACUGGGUCGGAUCAAAACACGGGUUUUAUUCCCCACUUCUCAAGCUAAACACAGUUGCUGGCCAGCUCUCUGCGGUGAGAUUAACCCCAAUCUUCAGAUAAAACUAGUUUAUUGAGGAAAAAAUAUUAACUCUAUUUGUAGCUGCAGAUGAAAAAAAUAAUCCCAUGAGGAAAACAAAAAUAUUGUUCAUGCCUCGGAGCCUCUUCCACAUAAUAUAUCAGUCAAAAAAAAAGAAAAGAAAAAAGUAAGAGUAAUACAAAACAUGUACUGUAUGUUGUACUAUUAUACUAAUUUAUUGUAACACAUGGUGAGUCAAACAUUUACCAAAGCAGCUGCCAAAAACUCGCAAACAAGGUAGCCUAAGAUGUCAGUCGUGCAGAACUGCGGCAGUAAGUCCUCCUCGGAGCUCCACUCUUUAGUAGGGAUUUCAUAUGGAUCCAAACCCUUAAUAAUCAUUAUUUUCUCCAUAUACCGGUCCCUGGCUUCCUUGUUUAAGGUAUCCCAGUAAAUUCCAGUUGCUUUCCAGCAUUCCGUCUGUUCACUUGGUGCUACUACACUGCUACUACACUGCUGUUUGUUUACACUCACAACGCUGCCAACAUGGCCGCCGCAUCCCAGAAUGCAACUUGGCGACCAAGCCCUAUUGCUGAUUUUCACCUAGUCAGAAAAAAUAG